This is a messenger RNA of Corticium candelabrum, 1453 nucleotides long. Its product is annotated as netrin-1-like. The transcript is spliced from 2 exons. Bases 146 to 1453 code for a protein of 435 amino acids. NCBI's taxonomy places the organism in Eukaryota, Metazoa, Porifera, Homoscleromorpha, Homosclerophorida, Plakinidae. The record is from RefSeq and is a predicted model, not a curated record. Gene Ontology annotation, biological process: animal organ morphogenesis; tissue development.
UCCAGUAGCAACCGCUCGCGCUACCUGAGUUUGCCCUAAAGGCUCGAGCCGAAGAAGAUUGUCGAAUCCGUCUAAAGGCCGUAUUGCAAGUGUACAUCGACGUCUCUGCUUAUUCAACUAUUGUCGGAAACCCGUGAUAGACGUCAUGUCAGAAAGGAGGCGGGGCUUACUUUCUAUUAGGGCGUUUGUAGCGCUCUUGUCGGUUUACAAAAGCGCCGCCCAGCAGUGUAGGGUGAACGGAGUGGAUCAGUUCUGUGAACCAGUACCAGCCGAUCAGGCUUUUGGAGUGACCCCACUGACAACGAGCACAUGUGGAUCUCCUCCAGAGAACUAUUGCUACACGCCUAUCGGCGGUAACCGGAGCUGCGGCUUCACGUGCAACUCAGCCAGCGCAUCGACCAGCCAUCCUCCACAGCAUAUGACAGAUUUGCCGAUGCUGGGAACGUGGUGGCAGACUGAAAACGACAAGCAGUUUCCAACCUUGGUCGACAUAGAUUUGCCGUUGCGGGGCAACAAGAGCCAUGAGAUAUCGUACAUCUCUCUUAAAUUUCGUCAGCUACGUCCAGAGUCGAUGAUUAUUUUCAAAUCGACUGAUUACGGAAAGACCUACACGACCGCGUUUCAGUUCUUUUCUUAUUCGUGCCAAGACACGUACAACUUGCAGCCAAAUGUGAUUAUUACGUCUGACAGUCAAGUGAUCUGUAAAGAUCUUGCCACGCUGUCUACUGCAGAUGAUGUCGUCACGUUUAUGACAACCGAUGAUAGACCUGGAAACACGGCAGGAGAGAUAACGAGUGAAGAACUGCGUGACUUUGUGACUGCAACGGGAGUGAGGAUCAGAUUGACUAGAAUACAGACAAAUUCUAGUGACGUACGUGACCUGUACUAUGGCAUAGAUAGCGUGAAUGUGCUCGCUACUUGUAAGUGUAACGGACAUGCCUCUUCUUGCGUUGAAAGCUCGACUGGAUCACUCAACUGUGAUUGUAAACACAACACUGAGGGUCGGAACUGCGAGGCUUGCAAAGCUUUAUUCAACAGGAAACCCUGGGGAGUGGGGACAGCAUGUGAAAUGUGUACUUGUAAUAGUCACAGUUCAGCUUGUGUAUUCAAUCAAACUGUGUAUGAACUGAGUGGAAACUUAGAAGAUGGUGGAGUAUGCAGCAACUGUCAACAUAACACAGCAGGAAACCAGUGUGAACUUUGUGCUCAGUUUUUUUACCCCAACAUUUCUCUUUUGCAAGAUCAUCCAGAUAUUUGCAUUCCUUGUGGAUGUGAAGUUGCUGGAGUUAUGGGUGGUGACAUUGAUUGUGCGAGAUCUGCUUCAGCAGGUGUUGCUGUCGGAGAUUGUGUGUGCAAAACAAACGUUGCCAGUCGUCAUUGCAAUGUUUGUAAACCUGAAUUUUGGAAGCUGGAUGUUUCUAAUCCCAACGGAUGUCAGCGUAUGUACUAUUAA